Botrytis cinerea B05.10 is the source of this 1237-nucleotide messenger RNA. It is a transcript of the gene Bcvma11, whose product is annotated as Bcvma11. Gene Ontology annotation, biological process: proton transmembrane transport. Gene Ontology annotation, cellular component: proton-transporting V-type ATPase, V0 domain. The record is from RefSeq and is a predicted model, not a curated record. Bases 277 to 765 code for a protein of 162 amino acids. Gene Ontology annotation, molecular function: proton-transporting ATPase activity, rotational mechanism. Lineage: Eukaryota; Fungi; Ascomycota; Leotiomycetes; Helotiales; Sclerotiniaceae. The transcript has 6 exons.
GAUAGAGGUGACUCUGUAGAUUGUCGGUCAGUGCACACACGCACCGGGUGCAGCACCAGCACUUGUUACUUUACUGUACGCUGUGCGAUACAGUAGAAAGAGAAGAGGCGCUUGUCUAACUUAUUAGCUCCACCCAACUGAAGCCUGGAUUUUGAUAGCUUGCAUCAAACAAUAACAACUCAUUUCGCAACCUCGCAACCUCGCAACCUCUCAACUAUCGACUGUCGAUUUCCAUCCAACCUUCCUACAUCAACACACUUACAGAGUAAAUCAAUCAUGGCAGAAUCAGAUCUUGCCCCCAAGUUUGCCCCCUUCUUUGGAAUGGCUGGUAUCGCCUUUGCGAUGACUUUCGGAUGUAUUGGUGCCGCAUAUGGUACAGCAAAGUCUGGCAUCGGAAUUGCAGGUGUUGGUACUUUUAGACCUGACUUGAUCAUGAAAUCUCUCAUACCUGUCGUCAUGUCUGGUAUCAUUGCAGUCUACUCUCUCGUCAUCGCCGUUCUUAUAGCUGGAGAUAUGGGGCCCCCUCCUGGCCAGAGUUACAGUUUGUUCAAUGGAUUCAUGCAUUUGGCAUGCGGUUUGUCGGUUGGGUUAACGGGUCUAGCCGCUGGUUAUGCAAUUGGUGUAGUUGGUGAUAUGGGCGUUCGAUCAUACAUGCAACAGUCACGAAUCUUUGUUGGAAUGGUCUUGAUAUUGAUUUUCGGCGAGGUCCUGGGACUAUACGGCUUGAUUGUCGCACUCAUUCUCAAUACCAAGAGCAGGGGUUAGAGAUUCAACCAACAGAAGCAUAUCCUCUUUUUUCGGUCAUACGACGACAUUACUUGAUUAGAUAUGAAGUGACGGCAUUGCUUGGAGUUUGGGUCGUGUGUAGUUUGUAACAAACAUGCUGCAAAUGGUUGAAAAUCGAUUACUGUGUACAACAUCUCACGAAAACAAGCGCGAUUAUAAUCUAUUAUCAACCGGACGGCGAACUCGCGCUUUACAAAUGUCACUUGUCGCACUCGCCCGAUCUUCGUUCAGUAUUCACGCGCAAAAAAUACCUCCCGCGCAGCAUACAUAUUCCACAGCCUCAGAGGGGUUAUUCCAUUUCUGGUCAAGUGGGUUUUCCAUCAAGUUCUGUGUGGUUGUACACCAUCUUUAGCCAACGUUGUAUACUAUUCAUUCGUACCUUAUCAUUUAUUCUCGGUACACUUUUCCAGCUAAUAGGGCCCAUCGGUGUUUCCUUGUGUUCUCUCGUGCA